Temnothorax curvispinosus is the source of this 3413-nucleotide messenger RNA. Its product is annotated as sialin-like. Gene Ontology annotation, molecular function: transmembrane transporter activity. Lineage: Eukaryota; Metazoa; Arthropoda; Insecta; Hymenoptera; Formicidae. Bases 1192 to 2838 code for a protein of 548 amino acids. The record is from RefSeq and is a predicted model, not a curated record. The transcript has 5 exons. Gene Ontology annotation, biological process: monoatomic anion transport; transmembrane transport. Gene Ontology annotation, cellular component: plasma membrane.
CUAAACUAAAAGAAUUUUUGCUAUUAAUAGCUUUUGUUGGAAUUAAAAAUUCUCUGUCAGGUCAAGGUCUGCUUGGAAUAGAUUUAAAUACAUCACAUUAUAGUGAAGUUUAAUAGAACGCACGUAAAUCGGCCUGCAUGCCAUCCUCACAGAUAAAAGCUUAAUGUUGCACGCACGAUUUACGUUUGCAUAAUGGGUCGAUAACAUUAAAACGUGCUACGUGUCGUUCUUUGUCCUCGAACCGUUUUUUUUUAUCUACACUAUUUAUAAUAAAAACACAAUUUUAGAAACUUUAUAUACAUAUAAAACUUAUUUGCGUCUAUUCAUAGAAACUAUAUGUAACAGCUUUUACUUUUUAUCGUAUAAAUUUGUAUAAUUGUAUUUUUAUUAUUUUCUUCUUCUUUAACAUACUGUAUUUUCAGUAGAGCAACUGUCGAAGUUUCACAUUUAACACUAAACAAAGCCGUCACAGCAACUUUUCGCAAUACACGCAAAUUCGAUUAUAAUUACAUUUGAUAGAAUCUCUAUAUUUUAAAAAGAUAAUUCAAUGACAAAGUCGCUACUAUUAUUUGUUCCGCAAAAUGCACCUUCCAAAAGGAUUCUUGUUGGAAUUUUUAAAAUUGAAAGAUUUAACCCUAAUCCCUCCAAUCAUGCCUUUCGUGUCCCACGCGUUUCUAAGGUCAUUUGUUCCGGAAAACCAACGGCCGUGGGAUAAUCCCCCCAACCCCUAAAGAAAGUUAUUAUAGUAGGGAACAUCAGGUAGAAAUUCCAGAGCUAGGGCUCUGAACUAGCCCUAGCUCUGAAAUUUCUAUCUAAUGUUCCCUUUACUCUCGAAACGACAAACAGUCAAAAUCUCGUUGAUUAAAUGACGGAAAAAACAUUGGAGGGAUUAGAGCCGGUUAACGUUAAGUCCUAUUGCAAAAAAAAGGAGAUUUGUAGAUCAUUUGCCGAACUUUAACAACAAUUUUUUUUCACUUCUCCAAUCCUUCCUAUACUUCUAAGAGUGGGCUCUCUUGCUCCCUGCGUGGGGGUAUAAAUAAGCUCCGGUGUUCAAUGACUGUUUUGCGGAGUUAGACGACGAACGACAUUCAAACGGUGAUGAUCGACGUGCGAGAAUCCCGAAAAAUCGUUGAAAACAUUUGUUUGUGAGAAAGUGUCUUUCUGUGUUUAUUCCCGAAUUAAAAGUAUAAUAUGAGGCUCCAAAGAUUUCAACGGCGGCUCUGUCAAUCACUAUCACGAUGGAUUCCGGUACGCAUUUGGAUCUGCGUGAUGAUGUUCACCGCUUGCUGGACCAGCUACGCGUGCCGCUUGCAAAUGCCGAUUCUGGUGGUACCGAUGAUCGAGGAGCCGGCGAUCAAUCACACGGUCAGCGGUGUGUGCGUGUUCAAUGAGUCUCGACGACGCCGCGACAUUGUCAUCAAUCCACUCGACCCUGCCAGCUACCUGGACCAAUAUGUUCUGGAUCUCGUCCAGGAAGAGCGGGAUAGGAAACUGCUGCAUUCGUUGCAACGUCGCCAAGCGCAACCAGUCGCGACGCGAUCAUCAGAUACACCCCUCGCACUUUUUAGCGGCCUGCCGUUCGAUUGGUCCCCGACGGUGCGGGGCCAACUGCUGGCCAGCUACGCUUACGGCAACGUACCCGGCAACUUCAUCGGCGGCUGGUUGUCCCUGAGAUACGGGCCACGUCGCGCAGUUCUCUGGACAUCGGUCCUGGCCGCGUUGAUCUCGCUAAUCACCCCGAUUCUGGCACAGUGUCAUUGGGGCUUGUUACUGUUCUCCAGGAUCAUCAUCGGCAUCACUGGCGGUGUCACCUUUCCCGCGUGUCAUACCAUGGUAGCAAAGUGGGCACCGCCGCACGAACGGGCGCGCUUCAUCUGGUCUUUGCUGGGUGGCACGUUUGGUACGAUACUGACCUAUCCAAUGAUAGCUGGUAUCGCAGAGACCCUGAACUGGGAAUCCGGCUGGUACAUACCAUCCCUGUUGAUGCUAAUGUGGGUCUGCGUGUGGGCACUGGUUGCCUAUGACUCGCCAAGGGAACACCCGGGCAUCACUGUCGAAGAGAAGGACUACAUUUUAACCGCUCAAGCGGGAACGGUGCGCCCCGAGAAACCCCGGUGGAAACAGACCCCGAUGCGGGAGAUAUUAACAUCGGUGCCGUUUAUCAGUUUGAUCAUAUGCCAUUUUGGGAAUCUCUUCUUAUUGUUCUUCUAUCAAAACUCGCUCAUGCUGUACUUGACGAAAGCGCUGGGAUUUCAAUUAACGAAAGGCGGCGCCGCGGCCGGCGCGCCGUGGGGCGCCAGGAUGCUAUUCGGGUUCUUCUUCAGCUGGGCGGGUGAUACCAUCAAGAGGAAGCAGCUCAUCACCGUUACCCUCUUGCGCAAACUUGCGACUAUAUUCUCGCAUCUUAUACCGGGCGUCUUCCUGAUAUUAGUCGGCUACGUCGGAUGUGACUUCGUACUAGCGAACGUCUUUCUGUUCCUGGCAUUGGGCUUCAACGGCGCUGCCCUUAUCUCCAAUCUGUCGAACAAUCAAGAUCUCGCGCCGAACUUUGCUGGUUUCCUUUAUGGUAUCAUGAAUACAAUCGGUAGCAGUUCCGGUAUGAUUAUCCCGCCGAUAGUCGAAGAAAUAGCUGGCAAAUACGGGAAUCCGAUUGACAGAUGGCAGAUACUCUUCUGGAUAGGCGCCGCAGUGUGCAUUGGGAGUAUGGUUGUGUUCCUGUUCGGAGGUAGUGGUAAUAUACAAAAAUGGAAUGAACUACGACCGCUUGAGGGACCAAAGGAAAAUGUGGAGGCUGGACAAACCAAUUUGGAACCUAUCGAUAAUACUGCGCGAACUUAACUGACGGUUCUAAAGAAUUCAAAAUCUUUGUCUAGCAAUGACACGUCGUAAACGGCACGAUAGAAAAGUUUAAUUAUUGACAAGGAUGUUCCUUAUAAGAGUCUAGGAAACAUUUGAAAAAGACUGAAAAAUUAGGACGUUUUUAAGAUUAGAAAAAAGUUAACUGAAGAUUGUUUGAAGACUUUUAAAAGAUGUUUGAGACACUAAGCUAUUCAAAGGAUGCCCGAAAUAGAAAUAGAAAUAUUUAAAAAAUGUCUACAAGAUCAGAACACUUAAAGAAUAUGUACAAUAUAAUUAUAUCGCAUAGUCCUUUGCAUAACUUCGUGUUCGUUAUUUAUCUAUCUUCACGUUUGAUAAUGUCGUUUCAUUAAACUUCUUUAUAUAUUUAUAUCGUGAUCACUAUAGUUAAAUAAAAAAUUAUCAUUUCGUUUAUUUCAUUUUAUCUUCGCAAUCAACUGAUGCACAUAUCAGAUGGCCCGAAACUACUGAACCGAGACCAUCUCGUAUAUAUGCAAGAAUCGAAUAAUAUCAAAGUGAUAAUAGCGUAGUAAUAAAUAUAAUAAUUUUUACCUGAA